This is a messenger RNA of Solanum pennellii, 841 nucleotides long. RefSeq names its product autophagy-related protein 8C-like. The transcript is spliced from 6 exons. The record is from RefSeq and is a predicted model, not a curated record. Gene Ontology annotation, biological process: cellular response to nitrogen starvation. Bases 278 to 649 code for a protein of 123 amino acids. Lineage: Eukaryota; Viridiplantae; Streptophyta; Magnoliopsida; Solanales; Solanaceae.
CUAAAGCCAAUGAAUCUCAAAAUGGCACCGUAAUAACCUUUAAAGACACCACACGACGUCGUAUUGUUGAUCCGACAAAUUCUCACCGAACAGAGUUGGAAGCGAAACAAAUACUUGUAAAUGGAGUUUCCUUGUGAAUCCAAACUUUCUCCAAUUCAUUAGAAAUAAAACCUCUUCAAUUUUUUCCCUUUAAAUACCCAGAAAUUGUUCAAAAACCCUCUUCAAUUAUUCGACUUUCUAUUUUUCUGGUUGGUAGGAUCAAAGUUUCAGUCUUGUCAUGGCCAAAAGUUCUUUCAAGCUUGAACACCCUUUGGAGAGGAGGCAGUCAGAAUCUUCUCGCAUCCGAGAGAAGUAUCCUGAUCGAAUUCCGGUGAUUGUUGAGAAGGCAGAGAAGAGUGAUGUCCCUGACAUCGAUAAAAAGAAAUACCUUGUCCCAGCUGAUUUGACUGUUGGUCAAUUUGUUUAUGUGGUGCGGAAGAGGAUCAAGCUCGGUGCUUCAAAGGCCAUCUUUGUCUUUGUCAAGAACACUUUGCCUCCGACAGCUUCUCUGAUGUCUGCAAUUUAUGAGGAAAAUAAAGAUGAAGAUGGAUUUCUCUACAUGACAUACAGUGGAGAAAACACAUUUGGGUUCGUUGAGCUUGGAAAUUAAUAUCUCAAAUGUAAAUCUGACAUUUCCUUGAUCUCAUCAUGAACAGUUAACUGUAGUUGUUGGUUUGCAUUCCACAUAAAAUCAAAUUUAUAUUCCUCUUUGGAAUAACCUUAUAACUUACAGAUGUUCAACUCUUGAUCUCUUAUCUUAUAGGGCCUUUCGUUUAAAUCAAGUUGAUCUUUCUAUAAGUAA